AUGAGUUCUUCCGAUAUAAAUUUAAUAGAAAGACUACGGAAAGAAAAUCUAGAUCAAUUUUUCACCCUAGUUCGUAUGCAUUUAUCGUUCGUCGUAGAUAUUAACACAGAUGAUGUUGAUUGUUCAUCAGACAAGCCAAAGCAAUUUCGCUGGAAUUUCCACAAAAAAUCGAAGAACUCUAGUUCUGCUUCUAGUCAAAAUAAUGUCAAUACUAUAAAAGGUUCAGCUGAUACGAAUUCUAUAACAGAAGAAGGUAUUUUGCGGCUAAAUGAGUUGAUAGAGUUUCUAUCGAAACCUGAAAAUGUUACUCAAGAGGGUAUAUUUCGUCGUACUGGAUCUUUGAGCAGGCAACAGGAGCUCCGUCAGCUUCUACAUACCGGUUCAAACCUUGGCCUGGAAGAAAGCAAGUUCUCUGUGCAUGAUUGUGCUUCAGUAUUAAAAGGAUUUCUUGCGGAAUUACCUCAGCCUCUUCUUAUGGAUCAGUACUAUCAAACUUACUGUACAUUAGCUACACAAUACCCACCGAAUGCCGAAUCAUCAGAAGCCAAGCUGUUGAUUGCUUUGCAAUUAUUGUUGCUGUUACUCACACCGUCACAUAGAAGCUUUCUCGAGAGGUUGCUCGAGUUGCUGAGAUUAGUUGCUGAUAAUGAAGCAUCUAACCGAAUGUCACCCGAUACUCUGGCUACUAUGUUCACGCCGCAUUUACUGUGUCCCAGAAAGUUGUCUCCUGAGCAUUUCCACAGUGACUCCAUAGCUCUCGCGCCGGUGAUAAGUUUCAUGAUUCGUCACUCGUCGCGUUUGUUCGAGCCCCCCUCGCGGCUCGUGACGGACGCGGCCGCUUACUUUACCGUGCGCGAGCGCAGACGCGCUCUGUCGCCUGACGUGGACUUGGAUGAGAGUAUAUCUGAUAGAACGGCGGCGAACACGGUAUAUACGUUCGUGGAUCGUCGACGAACACGUGCUGAGAACGAAACUAAUCCAACUGAUACUGCGCUCGCGCAGCUAUACGCACACAUACAAGCGUUACCAGAUUCACACCACAAGCGGAGACUCAUCAAACACUUCAACCGGCAGAACGGAUAUGGCACACCUAUUCAAAUACAACGAACCGGUAAAGCGGCUGGUUCGCGUAGUUUCGGAGAUUCUAUUAAACGGCACAUAUUUAAUAAGGGACUAUUGAAUAAGACCCCGAAGAAGGGGUCUACUAUAGAUACAGUGGAGGAGGAGUCUAUAAUGACGCCUCGGUCGCGUAAACCUCUUAUAAUAACGUCCGAGCAACGUGACAGUUUGCCAGAUACUAAUAAAAAUAAUGCCGAAUCGACGAAACCUGACGAUGUAUAUCAAUCGAUGUCGCCUAACAACGAUAGCGAUUUUGUGUCUUCAGAUGACGAUGUAAUGUCCAGAUCUACGAACUCGUGCGAGAGAUCUCAUUACUCAUCGUUACCAAAGUCUGGUUUGGAGAGACGUUCAUUGUCCUUAGACGACAUUAGUCCAUUAAGAUCGGAGAAUACUCGCUUCGUGAAUAGUCACGAUCGACCUAAACUAGAACACGAACUCAACAUAACAUUCACAGAAACGGGAUUGAUACCAAACAUCGAAACACAACAGGAACUGACGAAUUCUGUGGAGCGAACAUCUAAAUCAUUGACAGUACCGUUCAAAGAAUAUCUCCUUAGUAGAUCAGUGUUGACUGCUACGCCUGUAGAUUUAUCGAUUUUGAACAAAUCGAGCGAUAGUGAUGGGAAAAUAUCGGAUUCCCUAUUAUACUGUUUGGAUGGUAACGUACCAUCGGAUCUUACUUUAUCGAUAAGUAAUUUAGCUGUAGACAAAGAAUCUUUACGUUCGCCGUUGAAGAAUAUCAAUAAUAUUGUAAAUAUAGAUAAAAGUCCGAAUAGAAAACGGUCCGCUAGUUCUUCUUUACCAAAGGAUGUUGAGAUGGAGAGCAAAAAGAUUAUUAUAGAAAAGAAGAGUUUUGUAACUGAGAAUGUGAUGUUUAAAAUAAGAGAAACUGAGCUUUAA
Molecule: messenger RNA, 2019 nt
Organism: Diatraea saccharalis (sugarcane borer)
Lineage: Eukaryota; Metazoa; Arthropoda; Insecta; Lepidoptera; Crambidae
Source: the annotation of a GenBank genome assembly